AUGGACUUUUGGGGUCCAACGUCUCUUCCAUCGUCACAAGACAAUCGGUAUGUGCUAGUGAUAACAGAUUAUUUAUCAAAAUAUGUCAUCGCCAAAGCUGUACCAAAUAAUUCAGCAACAACAACAGCUCAAUUCAUCGUGGAAGAAGUUAUACUAAAAUAUGGGGUACCACGAAAAAUAAUCACAGAUCAAGGUACACAUUUUAAAAAUGAAUUGAUGGAAAAAAUUGCAUUAUUAAUGGGAUUUAAACAUGCAUUCGCAACAACAUAUCAUCCACAAACGAACGGACAGGUGGAACGAUUUAAUGCAACAUUUUAUCCGCAGUUAGCAAAAUUACACGAUGACAAUCUUAAUAAUUGGGAUGAGUAUUUACCAGCGUGCAUAUUUGCAUAUAAUACUGGACUACACAGUACAACGGGCUAUUCGCCGUUUCAGUUAAUGUUUGCACGUGAACCUAUUUUGCCUUUUGAUUCACCAACAUCUACUAUUACAUUAACCAAGCCAAAUGAUUAUUGGACACAAAUCACUCAGCAAAUGAAGGUUUACAGGAGAAAUGUCAAAAAUAACAUUAUUCAUCAACAACAAUUGUCUAAACAACGCUAUAAUCAACAAAGAGCGGAUCCGACUUAUAAACCCGGCGAUCUGGUCUUCAUUAAACAAACGUCCAAAAUUUGGUGA
Molecule: messenger RNA, 678 nt
Organism: Didymodactylos carnosus
Lineage: Eukaryota; Metazoa; Rotifera; Eurotatoria; Philodinida; Philodinidae
Source: the annotation of a GenBank genome assembly